CGCACCGCCGCCACUCGCGGGGCUGACAUGGCAGACGACGCAUCGCCCGACGACUCCUUCGGGCCCUCCUUUCAGGAGGUGCCCACGGACUCCAGGGAGUCCAUAAUAAAGACUGUGCUGCACAUGCUGGAGGACAACAUUGCACACUUCAAAAACGACGACUCUGAGCACGGACAGAGGCUGCACAGCGGGUUCGUGGUUCUGAAGGAGAACCUAAACAAAGUGACAGUUCUCUCGGAGUCUGUCAAAAAGGAGGCUCACCUCUACGACUUCGACUCGGACACGCCUGGGAAUGGCUAUAGGAGCUUCAACAACAUCGUGCAGCAGGCCACCGUGUGUGUGUUCGACCUCUGCAAGCAAGUGUGCACGACCAGAGACUCGAUCCUGAGGUUCAGGAAGGGACACUUCGUCAGGGAAGUUGAAGCUUGGGGCCAAACCCUCGCAUCACUUGUCACCCUUUUUGAAUACAUUGAUGAAAUGCUCUUGCCGAGAUGUGAAGAUGGCAAUCUUCUCUCGGCUGUUAGCAGUUCCCCCAACGAGUUAAUGAGUAUGCUGAAUACAGUGCCACAGUACUCAUUCUAUGGACGUUGUUUGGGAUUCCAUUAUUAUCCCUCUCUGCGUAAGACUCUGAAAUACUUGAAUAUUUGUUUGAGUGCGUUCAGUGAGGUCUACUAUGCAGAUGGCAGCUUCAUACAGAGAACCAAGAACACUGUUAUGACAGGAGGAAGAUAUGUUGUGGAUGCUGAACUGAGAUCUCGAAGAAUUGUGGACACAGUUCAGUAUGCUUCUGUUGAUUUCAUUAAAGCUUUUUGGUCUGUUGCUGAGACUGACAUACUGACUCAGUUGCCUGGUAUUGUGGGACCUGGCUUGGCAGUCCAACAAGUAGUGAUUGUGCCAUGUGAAGAGCAGCAAGUCACAAAGUUGGAUGGGACAGCAACAGUUGUUAUCCCUCCCCCCCAUUCGCAUAUCGAGCCCAGGCCCAUCACCUGUCACCUGCUCUCGGCUCAGUUGCGUGAAGGAAUGGUAGGCGCCAAGCCAGGCGAAAAGGAAAGCAAAGGUCCGCAACCAUUGCCAAAGUCUGAGUACCUCCUCAUUCAUUGUCAUGGUGGGGGCUUUGUGACGCAGUCUACUAAAGCGCAGGAGGUAUUCUUACGUGAGUGGGCAGUUGGAGUUUGUGUUCCAAUGCUUUCUGUUGAUUACUCCCUAGCCCCAGAAGCUCGCUAUCCUCGUCCUUUGGAGGAGGUGUUAACUGUUUACUCUUGGGUUCUCAAUAACAUGGAACUCCUUGGAACCACGGGCAAGAAGAUUGUUCUAACAGGGGAUAGUGCAGGAGGCAACCUCAUAACUGGCCUCACCAUCAAGUGUCUGGAGCUGGGUAUUCGGCCACCCGAUGGUCUCUUCCUCGCCUACACUCCCUUUGUAUUUGAGUUGGUCCCAUCGCCUGCUAGGCUACUUGCCGUCAUGGACCCUAUGCUGCCUCUAGGAUUUGCUCUUCGGUGUCUAAAAGCUUAUGCUGGUGUGCCAAGUGGGGGAACAUCAUUAGCAACCACUCCAGGUGAUGCUACCAUAUCAACACCACCCCUGCAUACCCCAAAGCUCCCCACUACACCAGAGCAUUGUGAGGGAAACCCUGAAAUGGCACCAGCAACACUAGAUGCAGCACUAGAGGUACCCCAGGGAAGAGUCUCUGACACCCAGAGUGACAACGAGUCAUUUGUAGAGGUUUCAGAGAGUGAUGUCAAAGAAGCUGAAUCCUUAGUCAAGAGCCCUUCAUUUGCUUCUGAGCCAGGAUCAGACACCCUCACGACUGUCUCACUCACAUCCGAGGCCUCCAAAAUGGACGAUUCCUUAACAAGGAAGAGUAAUGGCAAUGGAAGUCAGAAACCGCAGGAGAAGGAAGAGAGAUCCAGAAGAUAUGUAACAGAAUUUUUAGAAAAAUAUGUUUUGGACUCACGUACAGAUAAGCAAGGUCGAAGAGUCCCCAUCCUUCGCACAGGAAGUGAAGAGAGUGAACAGGAUGAUGAAACUGUCCUAUUUGAGGCCCCUGGUGUAGGUGCAGGAAUUACAGCCAAGCUAGGAAGAGCUAAAGAUGCUGUAGUUAGUGGUAUAUCUGCUGGUCUCACAUCCUUUGGGCUCAAAAGAAAAGAAAGUGCCUCGUCUCCUUCAUCGCCAACUCAACCAUUCCCUAAAUCUGUUGCUGAAAAACGACCAUCUCUUGGUCAGAUCUUGAUGGGCAAAAGUCCUGAACGCAGAAGCAGUCGGUGCAGUCUCACUGAGGAAUUUAGUGGAGUAGAAAUUAUCCAUGACCACUACUUGAGUCCACUGACAGCUCCCAAGGAAAUACUUGCAAAAUUCCCACCUUGUGCAAUUUUAACUGUUGAAUAUGACUUCUGUCUGGAUGAUGAUGUUACCAUGGCCAAGACACUGAAAUCCCUCAAUGUCCCAGUCACCAUUGACAUUUUGGAGCGCCUUCCUCAUGGUUUCCUCAGCCUCUCCAUGGUAUCUCAGGAGGCGCAUGUUGGAUGCAAGAGGGCUAUUUAUCGCAUCCGAGAGCUGCUUGGGUUGACUGAAGAUACGCAAGGGAAAGAAAAUGAUAAAAGUUAGACUUUAAUACUACAGUUAAGAUGUAAGAUGAGUGAGACCUUCUCAUACUUUCCUUGUUUUGUAUUAAUUUAUUGUAAAGCUGUACUUAUGCAUUUUGCAGAGUUUGAAAUAGCAUAAUAAGAUGUACAGUUUAUUUUCUCACAGAAAAUUGGUAAUCUCAUCAUCCAAAGAUAGGAAUAUUUUUGUGGAUAACUGUCCUUUGGGUUGUACUUCAUUUUGUUGAAUUGAAGCAUCUAAUACCAAGUUACAACUACACCAUAUCAAAAACCACACAAAUAUGAGAGAGA
Messenger RNA from Penaeus indicus, 2891 nucleotides. It is a transcript of the gene Hsl, whose product is annotated as hormone-sensitive lipase-like. The transcript has 12 exons. Gene Ontology annotation, molecular function: sterol ester esterase activity; triacylglycerol lipase activity. Gene Ontology annotation, biological process: triglyceride catabolic process; cholesterol metabolic process. Bases 28 to 2604 code for a protein of 858 amino acids. Gene Ontology annotation, cellular component: cytosol. The record is from RefSeq and is a predicted model, not a curated record. Lineage: Eukaryota; Metazoa; Arthropoda; Malacostraca; Decapoda; Penaeidae.